Messenger RNA from Arabidopsis lyrata subsp. lyrata, 1412 nucleotides. RefSeq lists its product as uncharacterized. The coding region runs from base 279 to 1205 and encodes 308 amino acids. The record is from RefSeq and is a predicted model, not a curated record. The transcript has 4 exons. Gene Ontology annotation, molecular function: clathrin binding; phospholipid binding. Gene Ontology annotation, biological process: endocytosis. Lineage: Eukaryota; Viridiplantae; Streptophyta; Magnoliopsida; Brassicales; Brassicaceae. Gene Ontology annotation, cellular component: plasma membrane; endosome; clathrin vesicle coat.
UCGGUUAGGGAAAUUGAUGUAGAAUUUAUGGUAAUUGGUGGUACUAUAGUGCUUGACUUUUCCAAUGUAAACAACGAUCAUUCAAAUUUUCAAACUCGUGGACCUUUUUGGGAUCACAGAUUUGGACUUUUCUUGAUUAUAUUAAAGUUUUUUUUGUCCCUAUAUUCAAUGACCAAUCUAGAAUUCAUCUGUUUUUGAACUAACCCAACACUAAAAAAUAGAUUCAAAACAUCUCUCAUCUUUCUCUCAUAUGGUUCUUGAGAAUACUUUGAAGAAAGAUGUCAAUGAUGAGCAAAAACAGAAGCAGCAUCGCCAUGGGAACACCAUCGUUCCUUGAGUUGAAGAAACAAGCUUCUUUUUUCUUCAAAGAGAAGCUUAAAACGGCGCGUUUAGCUCUCACCGAUGUUACUCCUCUUCAACUAAUGACUGAGGAAGCUACGGAUGGGGAGUCAUGUGGACCAAAUACACAAACCUUAGGAUCCAUUUCAAAGGCUGCUUUCGAGUUUGAAGAUUACUUGGCCAUUGUCGAAGUCUUGCACAAAAGAUUGGCAAGGUUUGAUAAGAGAAACUGGCGGAUGGCUUAUAACUCACUCAUAGUUAUUGAACAUUUGCUCACUCAUGGACCAGAGAGUGUUUCCGAUGAGUUUCAAGGCGAUAGAGAUGUUAUCUUCCAAAUGCAGACUUUCCAACAGAUCGACGAGAAAGGGUUUAAUUGGGGAUUAGCUGUUAGAAAGAAAGCAGAGAAGGUUUUGAAGCUACUUGAGAAAGGGGAAUUGCUUAAGGAAGAGAGGAAGCGAGCUCGUGAGCUGUCUCGAGGGAUUCAAGGUUUUGGUAGCUUUAACCACAAGUCUUCAUCUCAUUCUUUGUCAGAGGAUGAAGUCGUACAAGAGUCUACAGUCUAUAGGAAAUGCAAUUCCAACUUUACCAAGAAGCACAAUGAGGAUGACCAAGAGAACACUAUGGUUUCCCCUAAUGACGCCGACAACUUUCCUCAGCCACUGGUAACUGACCCGAGUGAGGAAUCUAGGACGAGUAUGAAAGAAAAUAUGGAUCCUGAAGAUGAUGAGAACACAGAGGUAAACCCACUUUUGGGUUCUCUUAAAAAGGAGGGUCAAGAACUAGCCGGAGAAGACGAGAACCAUCCAUUUACGGAUGGCGAGAGUAAGCAUACAGUAGUCUCAUUGCUUGAUGAGAAUACAGUCUGAAAUUUUUAAAAUGAAAUCGCGGUCUGUAAAAGAGAAAAAACUCAAGAAGAAGAUAAUGUGUGUAUACGAAUAUGUAUACAUAUAUAUAAUAAUAACACUUCUGUUAAUGACUAAUCUGUUUUCAACUUGCUUUGUUGCAAAAUAGAGAUUAAAAUGAACAAUGAAGGAAGAAUAAAAGAACACACAUAGAGAAGAUUUAAGUAACUA